AUGGAGGAGGACCGCGCCAUCGCAGACCUCGGACCUGACGCCGCCACAGAGAUCAACGGGGAUGCCGAGACCAUCCCGAAGACGCCAAAGAGGCGCUUCAUUGGGAGGAGAGCUGCGGAUGCCAAAGCCGCCGCCAAAGCUGCUGAGGGAGGCAAUAAUGCGUCGAUUGAGGAGACAGGCGCAGUACAAGUGGCGCCUCGGCGACGACCACCGCGUGCCCUGAACAACGUGCCCGAUGAUAUUCUGUACGACAAGGACAUCAACGAUGCUAUCGCGCUGCUGCCGAGGAACUAUAACUUCGAGAUUCACAAGACGAUCCAUCGGAUACGAACCUCGGGUGCCAAGAAGAUCGCACUGCAGAUGCCAGAAGGUCUUCUCUUGUUCGCCACGACCAUAUCAGACAUCCUGUCCCAGUUUUGCCCCGGUGCCAAUACGCUCAUCAUGGGCGAUGUAACAUACGGGGCAUGCUGUAUCGACGACUACACUGCCCGAGCACUGGGUUGCGACAUGCUUGUGCAUUACGCACACUCGUGUCUCAUCCCCGUCAAUGUCACCAAGAUCCAAACGCUGUAUGUGUUUGUGGACAUUCAGAUUGAUGUAGAGCACCUGCUUGCAACCAUCGAGCAGAACUUCAAGCCAGGAAGCACGAUUGCCAUGGUAGGGACUAUUCAAUUCAACGCGACACUCCAUGGGACCAGUGUGCAGUUACGAGCAGCUGGGUACAACAUCAUUGUGCCACAGAUCAUGCCACUUUCCAAGGGCGAGAUCCUGGGCUGCACAUCCCCACACUUGUCAAAAGAACAGAAUGUUGAUAUGAUUCUUUACCUGGGAGACGGGCGAUUCCACCUGGAGAGUGCCAUGAUUCAUAACCCUUCAUUACCAGCCUACAGAUACGACCCAUACUCUCGACGUCUCACUCACGAGACGUACGACCACGAGCAAUUGCUCAGCGACCGCUCGAAAGCUCUCACCCAAGCUCGCACGGCAAAGAAAUGGGGCCUCAUUCUCGGAAGUCUGGGCAGGCAGGGAAAUCCACAUACAAUGACUCUCAUCGAGAACCACCUCCGAGAACGAGGUAUCACGUGGGUGAAUCUGCUAUUGAGCGAGAUCUUCCCGGGGAAGCUGGCUAUGAUGCCGGAUGUCGAGUGCUGGGUGCAGGUGGCGUGUCCGAGAUUGAGCAUCGAUUGGGGCUAUGCAUUCCCGAGGCCAUUGCUGACACCAUACGAGGCGCUCGUGGUGCUCGGUGGGAGACAGGGAUGGGAGCGGGGAGCAAACGAUGCGAAGGGUGAACAGAAAGCAGAGGUGGUGUAUCCGAUGGACUUCUAUGCGAAGGAAGGGUUGGCGAGAGUGAAGCCAGAAGAUGUAGCUGUGCAGAAGGUUGUUGAGAGUGCGGCUUAG
Zasmidium cellare ATCC 36951 is the source of this 1398-nucleotide messenger RNA. RefSeq lists its product as uncharacterized. The transcript is spliced from 2 exons. Gene Ontology annotation, molecular function: 2-(3-amino-3-carboxypropyl)histidine synthase activity. The record is from RefSeq and is a predicted model, not a curated record. Gene Ontology annotation, biological process: protein histidyl modification to diphthamide. Bases 1 to 1398 code for a protein of 465 amino acids. NCBI's taxonomy places the organism in Eukaryota, Fungi, Ascomycota, Dothideomycetes, Mycosphaerellales, Mycosphaerellaceae.